Molecule: messenger RNA, 1834 nt
Organism: Saccoglossus kowalevskii
Lineage: Eukaryota; Metazoa; Hemichordata; Enteropneusta; Harrimaniidae
Cellular component (GO): Golgi apparatus
Molecular function (GO): glycosyltransferase activity
Source: RefSeq, a predicted model, not a curated record
AUGAUUAUGAAGCUAGGUUCUUCAUAUAAUGAUAAACAGAAUUUGUUACAAAAAUGUCUUGAUAUAGACCAGUGUAUAGCAGUGCGUAGUGAUGGGUACUUGAUGAGUAAGAUUCAGCCACAGAAAAACUGGCUAACGAGAAUGGGUGAACCAGGAACCGGACUUUAUGUCGCAGACAUUGAUAUAUGUGAAGCUGAUCUUCACGACUGUGAUGUGAAUGCAGGAUGCCACCAUACUGGUCCGGCUCAAUAUUUGCCCGACCAAGAGUUUCCCCUUAGAGUUAGAAGAGAUUUGUUGAUUCAUAAAUUCAAUGGAAUUGACAUAACUAGCAUGAAGAAAUCAACAAACUUUGUAUUCUUUGAGGGGUUUGAUUCCAAUGGAGGGGACUUUAUAGCAGCUGAACAGUUUAAAGGGAAUAUUCCAAUGUUGGAAAGUUUAUGUAGAAAUCUAACUCAGUGUAUAGCUUUCAACAGUAAUGGAUUAUUAAAAAUGUCUGUCAGUCAUCCUGGUGAUUUGGUGAAAUGGAUUGGGAAAUCCAGUGGUGGUGUGUACAUUGCAGAUCUAGAUUACUGCAUGCUUGGGAAUUACGAAUGCCCUGAAGAUACGAGAUGUAAUCGCCUGGGUCCCGCCAACUACAGAUGUAUGCCUAUUGUUGCCAUGACAGCAACUUCAGAUGAAUUGAGUGCUGAAGAUGUAGGUAAAAGUGAUCAAGAAAAGACAGUGAUGACAAAAGUAAUUCCUGGCAAAGAGAACGCUGGAAUAAGUGAUGAUAUUCAUAUAAUUAUUUCCGCUGAUAAUGACCACUUUAUAGGUGUUGCUACUUUGAUAAACUCAAUCCUACACACAGCAAGGUUGCCUAGUAACAUUAAGUUUCACAUUGUUGUUGCCGGGCAACCAGCAGAGAGUUUUAAAGAGUAUCUACAGUGCUGUGGUUUGCAGGUGACAGACAAGAUUAAUGUCAUUGAACUGAAUGAUUCGUGGUUGUCUGGUAGAAUACAUGUGUUUUCAUCGAUAAAAGAUGUCGGUAACCUAGCCAGUCUGGCUAACUUUGCAAGAUUCUAUUUUGACAGAAUUUUUCCGUCUUUACAAAAAGCAUUGUACAUUGAUGCUGACUGUGUUGUUCAGCAACCAAUCGAAGAUUUGUGGAAUAUAGCGAAAGAUGCCAAAACGCCAUUGGUGGCAGUUUCGAGAGAUAUAGUUCCAUAUGGACAUUUCUUUGAUGAAAAAGUGUUAAAAGUCUUCUUUGAAAGAUAUGGUAAGCGGUUCUCAGAAUCUGAGCCCACCUUUAACGCAGGUGUGUUUGUUAUUGAUUUACUCCACUACAGAGAGAAACAACUGGUGGAUGAAGCUGAAUUUUGGAUGAACCAGAAUGCUAAGAAAAAGUUGUGGAAGUUUGGUAGCCAGCCGGUGAUGUUGAUGAUGUACCAUGGUCAAUGGACAAAACUGGAUUCUACUUGGAACGUGGACAGUCUUGGGUGGAAGGAUACAAUAGGUACAGAGAAACUGAAAACUGCUGGAAUACUACACUGGAAUGGAGCGAAGAAACCAUGGUUACACAAUGGGUUGUACAAGGCAUACUGGCAGCGUUAUCAACCAUCGCAAUGUUCAGGUCAUGGCAACUGUGUCAGUAAUUCUACAGCUAGAAACGGAAGUUACUGGUAUUGUCAGUGUGGUGUAGGUUACCAUGGGAAAUACUGUCUGGAAAGCAGCAUUCCAUAAUAGGGGUGUAAGCUUGUCUGGGAGGUUUCAAAUCGAAUAAGUAGCGCAGGAAGUCUGGGAAUGGGAGAUUAUGGUUACUAUUUAUAGAACUUAAUAUUUUUAAUAUGAGGGGGAG